AUGUCCAAGCCCUUCCGAGACAUGGCUUCGCGCAAGGACGGAUCAUCGUCAGUUGCCCAUUCUCCCUUCAAACUCCGAAGAUUAUCCCUCACAAAGUCUUCCUCUCCUGUCUCUCUGUGCUCUCUAAUUUGCGCAAAACUCUCAACCGACAGCCUCGGUGCCCGUCAUACGCCGGGUCUGCGCGUGUCCCGCCCCGUGUUGGUGAGCGGAAAUGGCACAGUGUCAGUCUGGAGCACCACGAACACCUGUCACCGUACGGGUGCGUACAGUGGUGUGGCUCCGGCGAUCAAAAUGUUGCCCCACUCGGGGUACCGCAUGGUACACGGGCUCUGGCAGGAUCUCAACCUUGUUCAUGCUCCUCUUCAGGAAGCAGCGGCGCGCUAA
This is a messenger RNA of Trichosporon asahii var. asahii CBS 2479, 384 nucleotides long. RefSeq lists its product as uncharacterized. The transcript is spliced from 2 exons. Bases 1 to 384 code for a protein of 127 amino acids. The record is from RefSeq and is a predicted model, not a curated record. NCBI's taxonomy places the organism in Eukaryota, Fungi, Basidiomycota, Tremellomycetes, Trichosporonales, Trichosporonaceae.